AUGUCACUCAUUCUCCUCGAUGAAGCUAACAAACAUCUUGUUCUUGAUGCAGCUAGCGUGUGUCAAAGCUCUGGUGGAUAUACCUUGCGAAACCUUGCAACCCAAGGCCAUCGCCUCGAUAACAUUAAGAUGUUACAACAUGCUGUGCCCGGGGGGCUAUCUACCUUCAUAUACUUUGCGCUCUCGGCAAUCCCGGUACUCUCUAUACCUUUGGCAAAGAAUCCCUUCCCAAAGUCCGAUUAUCCGAUUAUCACGAGCGACGCCUUAAGCGAGGGCUUCAUCACGAGUGAUAUUUCACUUCCCUUCGAGAGUCCUGCAGUGGCAAGCGACUUUUUGAAUGAGAACACUACUACGAGUGAGAUUGCAUUCACCGACAGCGCUCCGAUAACGAGUGUCUUCAUUGAUAUCUCAAGCAAGGAUUACACUGCACCUACGAGCAUAGAUAUCCCUGCGGUGAUCACGGGAUCAAUUUCGGGUGAGGAGUCUGCAUCAGCUUAUAUCGUGUCCUCGUACAUCAGCAGUUUAUCUGCCCAAAUCGAUACACCACCCCCAGUUGUCUCAUUUCCGAAAAAUUCUAAGGGGAUCUACGACAUCACGAGUAAAUAUUAUGACUAUGUACCGGUUGAGAGCUAUAGCGAGGACUGCACCACUACAUCAACUAUAGUCCCCGAUAGCACUACUAAAACCUACGAGACCACGUCUACGGAUAACACCAUAGUGACUGAUACCUAUAAGGUCACACGCACAGAUGUUCAUAACAGCUAUGUGACAGACACCGAUACUGUUUCUGUAACGGAUGUCACAACUAUUACUGCUAUUGAUAACAUUGUUGUCACACGUACAACAGUAGUUACAGAGACUGAUAGUGUCACUGUCACAGUGACAAACAGCAUUACGGACAUCUUUAGGGUCUACGUAACCUAUAGCACUAUGGUCACAUAUAGUACAAUGAUCACGGACAGCACCACAAUCACCGAUGGCACCACAAUCACAGAUAGUACUACAAUCACAGACGGUACCACAAUUAUAGACAGUAUCACGCUCACCGAUGGCACCACAAUCACAGACAGCACCAUGAUAACACACGGCACCACCAUUACUGACAGCACCCUGAUUAUCGACGGCACCACAAUCACCGAUAGCACAAUGAUCACGGAUAGCUUCACAGUCACAGACAGCAUCACCCUCACUGAUAGCACAGUGAUCACGAACAUCAUAAUAAUUUCGGAUAGCACAAUGGUCACAGAUAGCACAAUGGUCACAGAUAGUACCACGGUCACGGAUAGUAUAACGCUCACAGAUAGUGUAACGCUCACUGACAGCGUAACGCUUACGGAUAGCGUAACACUUACAGAUAGCGUAACACUUACAGAUAGCGUAACGUUCACAGACAGCAUAACGUUCACAGACAGCAUAACGCUCACAGACAGCGUAACGCUCACAGAUAGCGUAACGCUCACAGACAGUGUAACGCUCACAGACAGUGUAACAGUCACAGACAGUACAAUAGUCACCGAGAGUACGAUGGUGACAGAUAGCACCGUUGUCACUGAUAAUGCGUUCAUUACAUACAGUACAAUGAUCACGGAUAGCACGAUGAUAACCGAUAGCACCAUCCUCACCGAUAGUACAAUGGUCACUGAGAGCACGAUGGUCACUGAGAGCACGAUGGUCACUAAGAGCACAAUGGUCACUGAGAGCACAAUGGUCACCGAGAGCACAAUGGUCACAGACAGUACGAUGGUUACCGAUAGCACGAUGGUUACCGAUAGCACGAUGGUUACCGAUAGCACGAUGGUUACCGAUAGCACAAUGGUCACAGACAGUACCAUUAUCACUGAUAGCACAGUGCUCUUACAAAGUAUGGUAACCACCGAAGCCACCACUAUCACAGCGACAGACAGCAUUACAGCUACGGAUAGUGUAACAGAAACAGAGAGUACAAUGGAAACAUAUACAACAAUUGUUACAGAAACAAUCACCAAUAGCGUCCCAAUCUUGAGCGUUACUGUAACAGAAAGCGCGACAAUCACAAGUUUUGUAACACUUACUGAGAGCACCUCAGUUCCAGCAAGUACACUCACGAAUAGUAUCAUUGCUUUUAUAACCGUUACACCAACCACUGAACCAAGUCGUUCUUUGGACGCCAACCCAAGCAACGGCGGAACAGAUCCCGGUAGCUCACCUCCUGGUACUGACGCCGCUGAAUGUCCAUCGCCUUCACCUACAGUUCCAGCUGAAUUCAAUGGUGGAUUCAUGCCAGAACCUCGGGGGCGUGGUACUGUCGGUGUGAUAUUGAGCUCCGUUGCGACCACUCUCCUCUGUCUAUGGAUUUCAGUACAUCCCAACAUUCUCGCCAACUCGAACCCUGUUGCUCAAACAAAGUAUAACCUAUCCUGGAUGGCGCUUUCUCUGCUUUUCCCUGAGAUUAUGAUGCUGUGUUCUUUUGGCCAGUGGCGCAAAGCGAGAAGGCUUCAGGCCAUGUGGGUUGAGAGAUUUCCAGUAACAAAAGAGUGUCCGGAUUCUCUCGGGAUGGAAGGUGCAUUUUUUGUGUUGGCGGGAGGCUUCCUUGUGAAGGAAGGGGAGGGUUAUAAGACCGUCUUGACACCUCUAGGCUUCGAGCAUUAUGUCCGUUCUGGACAGAUUGACGCAAAAUCUUUCGACAGACGACAAAUCACCGAUAAAGGGAAGGCAAGCUCCAUGGCUAAGGCCUUGGUCCUCUGCCAGGCUACAUGGUUUCUUUACCAGUGUAUUAGGCGUGGGUCUGAGGGGCUGCCAAUCACUAUCCUCGAGGUCCAUAUCAUAACGCAAGUCUUGUUUAUGUUCGUACUUUACUUCUUCUGGUGGCAGAAACCUCUUAGUGUGGCCGAGCCUUUGCCGAUCAUUAUAUAUCCGCUGCCGGGGGAUCAAGCAUCUCUAGGCAGUAACAGCGAGCCGAGGGCAAUUGCUAUGGGCCCACCAGAUUCGCCUCAUGAUAAUGAUAGAAAUGCGCUUGUUCCGGAGGAUCAGCCUAUCGAGGAAGCACCGGAACUCGAAGAAACCAGACAAUACAAUUCUUUCUCAAGAUCUUACCAGAUGACUGAACGAGCCCGCUCAGGAAUUCCAAACUUGGUACUCAAAGUUGUAUACGAUGUCAGCGAAUAUAUCGUUAUCCGCGACAAAAACCGCGGUUUUCUCUACAAAGGCAAGUACAAUGAGAAAGGCAAAGGCAGAGCCGCAGCCACCGGUGGUGUUAUGGGGGGGCAGGAAGGCGGUCGUGAGGGCGAGGGUGCAGGUGCAGGCGAGCAUGCGGGUGCGGGUGAGGGUGAAUCGCGUGCAGGUACCCCUGGAAACAAUGGCGGCGAAAAUACAGAAGGAAUGGACGAUGACAACUUGGGCAAGAGCGCGCGGGACAUGUUUAUUAUCGGAAUCUUCCUGGCCUCCAACGGCGCGAUGCACAUCCCAGCAUGGGACAUCCGUUUCCCCACCGAAAUCGAAGCCUGGCUAUGGCGCGCCGCAUGUAUCACCAUCAUUGUCACCGCCGUCAUCUUUACUUGUAUGGUAGCCGCCACAAACUACGACAAGCGGUUCCUUCGUGCAAUGUGGGAGACACGGUUCUACGACCAGAGCGUGUUUCGUAGAAUGUUUCUCCGAAUCCACGCCGGGAGAGGUGACAUCGCCCGGGAAUGGCAGCAGAAGAAGAUUGCGGAGAAUCACGGGCCAGUGAAAAGAAUAUUGAGUUGGCCGUUGUACUUGUUGGAGAGGAUGCUGUUUGAGAUCUUCUGGAUCUUGAUCUUUGUCUAUCUGCUGUGCACAGUGUUCUUGUUGGUGGAAGCAUUUAUAAGUAUGAGACAUGUGCCGAGGAAGACGUAUGUGACGACAAGAGAUACGGAUGGCGGGUACUGGCCACAUUUUGUUUAA
Molecule: messenger RNA, 3900 nt
Organism: Morchella importuna
Lineage: Eukaryota; Fungi; Ascomycota; Pezizomycetes; Pezizales; Morchellaceae
Exons: 4
Coding region: 1-3900 (1299 amino acids)
Source: RefSeq, a predicted model, not a curated record